CUCAAAGCCGUCCACAGCGCUGCCCAAAGGACCCUUGGGCAGCCGCGGGCUGUCUGUGGUUCUGCCCGAAGGACCUCAGCGGCCGCCCAUGCCGAGCUGAGUCCGCGAAUCCCGGGCCGCUUCCCGUCGCCAUCAGCCACCGCCGCCGCCGCUUUUGCGGCCUGCCGCCUGUCGGAAUGCUGGAGGAAGCGGGCGAGGUGCUGGAGAACGUGCUGAAGGCAUCGUGCCUGCCGCUCGGCUUCAUCGUCUUCCUGCCCGCCGUACUGCUGCUCGUGGCGCCGCCGCUGCCCGCCGCCGACGCCGCGCACGAGUUCACCGUGUACCGCAUGCAGCAGUACGACCUGCAGGGCCAGCCGUACGGCACACGGAAUGCAGUGCUCAACACGGAGGCACGCACAGUGGACGCAGACGUGCUGAGCCGCCGCUGUGUGCUUAUGCGGCUUCUGGACUUUUCCUAUGAGCACUACCAGAAGGCCUUGCGACAAUCAGCGGGCGCUGUGGUCAUCAUCCUCCCUCGAGCCAUGGCCGCUGUGCCCCAGGAUGUUGUCCGGCAAUUCAUGGAGAUUGAGCCCGAGAUGCUGGCCAUGGAGACCGUGGUCCCCGUGUAUUUUGCUGUGGAGGAUGAGGCCCUGCUGUCCAUCUAUGAGCAGACCCAGGCUGCCUCUGCUUCUCAGGGCUCUGCCUCUGCUGCUGAAGUGCUGCUGCACACAGCCACGGCCAAUGGUUUCCAGAUGGUGACCAGCGGAGCCCAGAGCCAGGCAGUGAGCGACUGGCUGAUCACCAGCGUGGAGGGACGGCUGACAGGGCUGGGAGGUGAGGACCUCCCCACCAUUGUCAUCGUGGCUCAUUACGACGCCUUUGGCGUGGCCCCAUGGCUGUCGCUGGGCGCCGAUUCAAACGGCAGUGGCAUCUCCGUGCUGCUGGAGCUGGCUCGUCUCUUCUCACGCCUCUACACGUACAAGCGCACACAUGCAGCGUACAACCUCCUGUUCUUCGCAUCAGGAGGAGGCAAGUUCAACUACCAGGGCACCAAGCGAUGGCUGGAGGACAGCCUGGACCACACAGACUCCAGCCUGCUGCAGGAUAACGUGGCCUUCGUGCUGUGCCUGGACACCGUGGGCCGCGGCAGCCACCUGCGCCUACACGUGUCCAAGCCACCUCGGGAGGGGACGCUGCAGCACGCCUUCCUGCGUGAGCUGGAGACAGUGGCCACGCACCAGUUCCCUGACGUCAGCUUCUCCAUGGUGCACAAGAAGAUCAACCUGGCGGACGACGUGCUGGCCUGGGAGCACGAGCGCUUUGCCAUCCGCAGGCUGCCCGCCUUCACGCUGUCGCACCUGGAGAGCCACCGUGCGGGGCCGCGCAGCAGCAUCAUGGACGUGCGGGCCCGCGUAGACUCCAAGACGCUAACGCGGAACACGCGGAUCAUCGCUGAGGCCCUGACGCGGGUUAUCUACAACCUGACAGAGAAGGGGACUCCCCCGGACAUGCCAGUGUUCACGGAGCAGAUGCAGGUCCAGCAGGAGCAGCUGGACUCAGUGAUGGACUGGCUCACCAACCAGCCGCGGGCCGCGCAGCUGCUGGACAAGGAUGGGACGUUCCUGAGCACUCUGGAGCACUUCCUGAGCCGCUACCUGAAGGACGUGCGGCUGCACCACGUGAGGGCCGACAAGCGGGACCCCGAGUUUGUCUUCUACGAUCAGCUGAAGCAGGUGAUGAAUGCCUACAGGGUCAAACCAGCCAUCUUUGACCUGCUGCUGGCCGUGUGCAUUGGGGCAUACCUAGGCAUGGCGUACACAGCUGUCCAGCACUUCCACGUGCUAUACAAGACUGUGCAGAGACUGCUGCUCAAAGCCAAGGCCCAGUGACGACGGCUGUGAACAGGCGGCCCAGGAGGGACCGGCCCACGCGUGGCCACCCACGCGACUGGACUGAACCAGAGUUCACUAGGAUGCAGGGACCUCAUCCGGUCUCCUGAACUACCUUGGUGGAGAACCCCACCCACCUGCAGAUGAGCCCAAUGGGACAGAUGGCCGCCCAGGCCACAUGCACUGAAGGGCCACACGCUUGGCUGGGUCCCAGCAGCCUGCCCCCUCCCUUUCCUGUGGCCCAUGAGAGGUGCCCACCACCAGGCCACCUCUCGUGGCGCUGGCUAGCACCCAACUAUGGCUUCCUGCUCUUCUCAGCCUACCUUUCCCUCUGCCUGUUGCCAUCUCAGCCACCACUGGACCCACCUGGUUCUCCAGCUGGGCCUGAGCCACCUGAGGUUCCAGUUUCGUCCCUUUCUCUCCUGCAAGUGUCCCUCCACCCAGUCCAGGUGCUGGGGACAGGGCAGGAGGCGGCCCUGGGUAGCAGCCUGCAGCCCUGAGGUCUCUCCACCUCCACCUCCCCCCUUCAGUUUCCCUGCCUGUGAUGAAUUCUGCGGACCCAGCCCCUCUCACAGUGUGGGAUGAAACAGUCAGGCCCAGCACACCCUAGGCGUCCCUGCCAACAGGAGGGAGAGGGGGGAGGACGUUAGCUCUGGCAGUCAACCUCAGGGACCCCAUGGGCAAUCGAUUCGAUAGCAAUAUGACCCAGGAGGUGUCAGGCCGGGACGGGCAGCUGGGGCCAGCGCCUGGCAUCCCUCCAGCACCUGUGGAGGCCUGGCCCACCCAGACCCUCUGCUCUGCUCUGCCUCACGGCAGCGGUGGCCAUCACCCCGGUGGCACUUGUGUCAUAGGGCAAGAGGGGCCAGCCUGCCACCUGGCCCUAGGCACUCUCGCCCCCACCCCUCCCCCCAUGGACUGCUGGGGUCCAGCCCUCUUCACUCUCAUCCCAGUGGCUGGUUACGGGUCUGAGGCCAGUGCCGCCUUCACUGGCAAAGACACAAGGUGCAUGUGCCACCUCCCUCCGCUCAGGCAGGGCUGGGGCCGGCAGUUGGGCCUGCAGUUGGUGGGUUAGAAAAUAAAAGCCAUAUUGAAGGACCACA
This is a messenger RNA of Myodes glareolus (Bank vole), 2968 nucleotides long. Lineage: Eukaryota; Metazoa; Chordata; Mammalia; Rodentia; Cricetidae. The record is from RefSeq and is a predicted model, not a curated record.